Misgurnus anguillicaudatus (oriental weatherfish) is the source of this 3015-nucleotide messenger RNA. NCBI's taxonomy places the organism in Eukaryota, Metazoa, Chordata, Actinopteri, Cypriniformes, Cobitidae. The record is from RefSeq and is a predicted model, not a curated record.
GUAUUGAUGUGGAGCAGGCCAGAAGAGAAGAAGAGAGAGUAAUGCUUCGGGACGCCAUGGCCAUGGUGGGAGGAACCGGCGCUCUAAUUUCGCAUCCAAACACGCAGGCCACAGCGCUGCAUGUAUCUGCUGCUAAAGGAUACAUUGAGGUGUUAAAGGUACUGCUGCAGUGUACGGUGGACGUGGACAGUCGGGACAGCGACGGCUGGACCGCGCUUCACGCGGCGGCUCACUGGGGUCAGGAAGAGGCCUGUAAUCUGCUCGUCGAACACAUGUGUGACAUGAGCGCGCUUAAUAACGUGGGCCAAACUCCAUUUGACGUAGCCGAUGAGAACCUCAUUGAUAUCUUGGAGGAACUUCAGAAGAAGCAGAACGCUAUGCGUUCAGAGAAACAGAAGAUCCAGACGCCCGUCAUCGAGACCAGCCCACCUGUUUCUUCGGCACCUGCUCGACCUCGCAGGACAUCAAUCUCUCGUAUGAGCAGCAAAGAAAAAAUUACUCUUCACGAGAGAGAGAAGCACGCCCUGCCCACGCUCCAAACUCCGCCCACCGAAGAGGAGGAAGAGGAUACGACGCACACGGUGCACGCACCCAAAGCCUCUAGCAGCUCCAGUUCAGAGGAAGAGAGCGAAUCAGAGAGUGACGCUGAGUCAGAGAAAGCAAAAACGCGAGAAAGGAUCAACAACCUGAACAACAAACUCAACAAUUCUGCUUCCGUUGUGAGCGGUAUGGUGACCAGUACUGUCGGAAACCAGGCUAAAAAGGGUGAACCCGUUCGGACGUCAUCGACGGAGGCUCCGGUUUCCUGGAGAACGUCUUUGCGUAAAGCAGACAGCUCUGUAACACUGGGCUCUUCUGGGGCCUCCGACUCAACCAGUGAGGCCCUCAAGGGCCCAGAAUCUAAACUGGGCAUGACACGCUCAGCAUCUAGUCCUAAACUAAGUUCAGAGUCUGAUAAUAAGGAGCCAAGGCUGGCCCGCGUGCAACCAACUCCGUCCAGACGCUUGUUCAGCAUUUCGGACACCACCACCAAUACGGACAACCCCAGCAGCUGGUUGAGCCGGAGCUCUUCGUACACACGCCGAACGAACAGCCAACCUGGGAACGACGUGUCAGGUCUGUUAUCUCGCAGCUCAUCUUAUGGAAGGAAGCUUGAUGACCCUUCAAUGAACUCUUUAACCACGGGAAUCUCGGGAUUCAGUCGCCAAAGCUAUCUGAGACCAGCUCAAGAAGAUGCAGAUAAGAAGGAACCUGUUUCUGUGACAACCUCCAACUCUGUCACCUCGACAUCCACAAUCGGAGAUUCAGAUGCCAAACAGAGACGCAGAUCUUAUCUGACUCCCGUGCGUGAUGAGGAGGCUGAGGCUCAGAGAAGAGCUCGAUCCAGACAUGUCCGCCAGUCCAGACGCUCCACACAGGGUGUAACUCUCACAGACCUGCAGGAAGCAGAGAAGACAAUAAAGACGGAAAACAGGGGCACAGAGAAGAAAGACGACGAAGAGAAAGAAGCGAAGCAAAAGAAAGCAGAUGAAGGGGAGGUAAGCUGGCGCUCUCGUAUCGCUAACCUGCAGAAGUCGGAUUUGUUGGGACUCACGCACCCACCAGGUGCGCCACGUCCUGAUAAACAGGAUGCGGACACCACUGUCGGAGACAGCGAGGAGUUGACGAGAGAGCGCAGGAGGGCUCGGAGGAGAGCGAGAACCGGCGAGGGCGAUGAUAAUGACCCGGGUGUAGAGGAUGAAAGUAGCGGUGGGCGGGACCCACAGUGUGAAUUGUUUUCUGUCUCUCUCACGCAGACAGACAGGCAUGUGAGCAGCAGUUCUGAUUCGGUCUUGAAUGAUUACAUUCACACGAGAGGAUCAGAUUCCAGGGACUUCAAAAAGAUGUUCGAAGAGGUUUCCAGGGAAAACCGUCGUCUGCAGACGCAGCUAUCGGACAUGCAGAGAACCAUUUCACUGACACGAAUGGAGUUGGAAAAGGCCACCCAGAGGCAGGAGAGAUUCACAGAAAUGGAAAAGAAGGAGAGAAAAAGGUUAGAGAGGCGUGCUGCCGAGUUGGAAGAGGAGUUCAAGGAUUUUGGGGACUUGAAAGCGGACAACCAGAGGCUAAAGGACGAGAACGGAGCUUUGAUUCGAGUCAUAAGCAAACUCUCCAAAUAGAGACUGGAGAAGAGCGAGAGAAAUGGCCCAACCCUCCCCCAACAUCCUUCCGAGGAAGGCAAGAAAGGAGGGGUGAACGUCAGACACGAAGAACUUCCAGAGAAGAAUGUCACUGUUUUAUGUGGACCGUUCGGAUGGGUCACACUUUGACUCGACUUGAUCUUUUACCUUUCUGCUAUACGAGACUCGUGUGUGCGUGUUUUGAACUUCAUGCUUGUUUUCAGGAGACCAACGAUGAGACAAAGCUUCAACUUUCUGUUUUCCUUUCACAUACACACACACACACACACACACACACUUGUGUAAGGACGCAUGCAUGCACCAUGCACAUUUUCAUAAGCGUGACCACACACACUCGACACACAUUCCAUGUCUUGGGCAGUAUUUUUUUGUUUUGUUGCAUCUUUGCACGCUACGUCUGCACAACACGCAAACACACAAUUGAGAGGUUUUACCCAUAAAAUUCACCUGGAGGUGGUCUGAAUAUUAAGGUGUCACCUGAGUUAUUGACUCCAGAUUUAUUGACCAAUACAACAAAGGCGACAGUCGGUGCAAACUCCUGUGCAUGUCGGAAAAAACACAUUUUUUUGGCAUCUUUUCCCACUUUGCGCACUUAUGACGAGCAAUGCGGAAAUUUCUAUUUUCGUAUUUUAUACUGUUGUGUGAAUCCAUCCUUGCUACCGUUGUCUUCGUAAGCGUGGAUGGCUUUUGUUUAUUGUGUAAAUGUACAAAUAUUAUUCGUUUGAAAUCAUAAACGCCAUAAACUGUAACAUGAUAUCAGUUUUAUUUUCUUCACGUGUUGUUUUUCUAAUAUAUUGAAUGAAUGUUGGCACUUAAUAAAAGAUGUGUAUUUGUA